Messenger RNA from Aedes albopictus (Asian tiger mosquito), 754 nucleotides. Its product is annotated as cytochrome c oxidase assembly factor 4 homolog, mitochondrial. Bases 135 to 326 code for a protein of 63 amino acids. Lineage: Eukaryota; Metazoa; Arthropoda; Insecta; Diptera; Culicidae. The record is from RefSeq and is a predicted model, not a curated record. Gene Ontology annotation, biological process: mitochondrial respiratory chain complex IV assembly. Gene Ontology annotation, cellular component: mitochondrial intermembrane space. The transcript has 3 exons.
CCCGAUUCAUCGUUUCAUCGGUGACAGUUUUCACCACAGCACAGCGUGUGUUUUUAUUAUGAACCGGUGCGUGAUGUAACUUGAAAUCCCGACACUGAUGACUGAAGUGCUUCACGCUAAGGCCGAGUAGAACAAUGAGUGACACCGUAGACCCAGUAGAGCAGAUGCUACUCAAAACUGGUUGCAUCAAUCUUCACUACAAAGUUCAGGAGUGCAUAGCGGAAACCGGCGACUGGCGCAAGUGUCAGGACGUAGUCAAAGAGUUCAAAUCCUGCAUGCAGGACUACACCGACAAGCAGCGGCAAAAGUACGAAAAACGGCAAUGAUGAACCUGUUCAGAAAGCUAACUUCGACCGUGGCCGGGCCAACAAAGAUGGUGCUAGUUGUACGAUCCGACCUAGGAUUAAGAAAGGGAAAAAUCGCCUCCCAAUGCGCCCAUGCAGCCGUUAUGUGUUACAUGCGAUCAGCUAGCGUUAACCAGGCGAAGCUGAAUUUGUGGUUGGUACAAGGACAACCGAAGAUUGUAGUCAAAGUGGAAAGUCUGGAAGAGAUGGUGGCAAUCGCCCAGCAGGCCAACGAAAAGCGCGUGGUGGCCGAGAUAGUAAGAGAUGCCGGCAGAACUCAGGUUAGCUCUGGGACAGAGACAGUAUUGGGGCUUGGGCCGGAUUCAAGCGAUGUCAUUGAUUCGUUAGCGGGGCAUUUGAAAUUGUUAUAAGAAAUACAUGGUUCAUUAGUUAAAAAGACUGAGUUAUAA